AAACUCGUCCACUAUCGUUCCCCAUCGAAGUCGGUUCAGUACCUGCCCGGAUCAUCAUGAAGAAGUUCGCGAUCGUUUGCCUCUUCCUAGGAACCCUUGUUGGUCCCAGUUUCGCUCGUCGGAUCUUUGGAGGCCAGUUCGCAGAGGAUCGCCAAUUUCCCUACCAGGUAGCGCUCUUCCACAACGGACACUUUGACUGCGGGGGAUCGAUCAUCGACAACCGGUGGAUCUUGACGGCGGCGCACUGCGUUCUGGAACUGAAUGGAUCGGUUGCCGCGAACCUCUCCGUCCUUGUAGGUUCCCAGCACCUGGUUGAGGGUGGCCGCCGCUUCGAGCCGGAAGCGAUCUUCGCGCACGAAUCGUACGGGGACUUCCAGAACGACAUCGCGCUGAUCAAGCUGGGCGAGUCGAUCGAGUACGACGAGCUGAGCCAACCGAUCGCGCUGUACGAGGGCGAUGAUCUGCCCAAGGACUCCGUGGUGGUCAUUUCCGGGCACGGUCGUACCGAGGAUCGUGACUUCUCCGAGCUGCUCAAGUUCAACCGGAUGUUGGUGGACACGCAGGAGUCUUGCGGGAAGGACCGGGAGGGGCUGAUCUGCUUCAACGAAAAGGUUGGGAACGGAGCUUGCCACGGGGAUUCCGGUGGUCCGGCGGUGUUCGAGGGACGCCAGGUUGGGGUGGCCAAUUUUGUGCAGGGAUCCUGUGGAACGAAGUAUGCCGAUGGAUAUGCCAAGGUAACGUACUAUCGGGAGUGGAUCGAUAGGACGAUGAGAAAUUAGAAGUUGUGAUAGCAAAAUAGAUGUCUGGAAAUGAUCGUGAAAUAAAUGUCUGCUCAGCGAAA
Culex quinquefasciatus (southern house mosquito) is the source of this 841-nucleotide messenger RNA. Its product is annotated as serine protease SP24D. NCBI's taxonomy places the organism in Eukaryota, Metazoa, Arthropoda, Insecta, Diptera, Culicidae. The transcript has 2 exons. Gene Ontology annotation, molecular function: serine-type endopeptidase activity. Gene Ontology annotation, biological process: proteolysis. The record is from RefSeq and is a predicted model, not a curated record. The coding region runs from base 57 to 779 and encodes 240 amino acids.